UCUGAGCUGCGAUCAGUCAUGAGCAGCAGUGACACACUCUUCACACACUGGGAACGUAUAGGAGCCUGUGCAUUAGUGCAUCUGUUUCAGCAGGAGUUUGACUGGCAGCACAAGCUGGUGUCAUAGAUUAGCUGAGCACAUACAGCGGAGAGAGAGACAGAGACAGAUACAGACACACUGCAGAUCUUAGUAGCACUGAAGUGCAGAAAUGGAGCAUGUGGGGAAUGUAGAGGUGUGGAGCAGUUCAGGACUGGACGAGAGCGAGAGAGAUAGCAGCAUGAGUCAUGAUGAGGAUGAUGAAGAACCUGAGGAAGAAGAGGAACCCAACGCUAAUGGGCUGUGCAGAGAGCUGGUGCAAGUGUUGUGCUCAGACAGAGUCGGUCAAAUCACAAAGACGUAUCGUGAUAUUGAGGCCGUCACACAUUUGCUUGAGGAGAAAGAGAGGGAUCUGGAAUUGGCAGCCCGGAUUGGCCAAUCGCUGCUCAAGCAAAAUAAAGAUCUGACUCAACGCAACAAGCUACUGGACGAACAGCUGGAUAUCGCCAAGGAAGAGAUAGCACAGCUGCGUCAUGAGCUCUCUAUGAGAGAUGAUCUCCUGCACUUUUAUGCCAGCACUGAAGAUCUGGAGCAUGCCACUGAAACACUACUUAUACGCAAUGAUUCAUCAACAUCUCUUAGUAACUGUGUCAAUUAUGACUUCCUUCAUCAAAAACUCAAGGGUUUGGAGGAGGAGAACUUCAAAUUACGCUCAGAGGCUGAUGAGAUAACAUUCGAGACCAACAAUUAUGAGGAAGAAGAACAGCGGCUUAUGAUGGUGUGUGUGGACGAACUAACGAGUGUAAAUAAGCAGGUCGUAUCGCUGUCAGACGAGUUGGCACGGAGGGUUGAAGAUUCUCUAAGACAACAAGAAGAGAUUAGCACUCUUCUGGCACAGAUUGUUGAUCUGGAACAACGCUGCAAAGGGGUAACCUCUGAGAACGAGGAGCUGACCCAACAUCUCAACGCCUCACGAGAAAUGCAGUCACAGCUUAAAACCGAGCUGAAGGAACUGCAGGAGAGGUACUCUGAAUGUGAAGACAUGCUACAUGAGGCAAGGGAAGACAUAAAAAACCUGCACAAUAAGAGUUUACCCAACAGCACCGUUCAUCGGUACAGCACCCUGGCUGCCAUCCUCCCAAUGGACUCACUUGCGGCUGAGAUCGAAGGAACUUUCCGGAAAGGCCUCGACAGCCCGGCGCCCACUGAGUACAAGAAUCACCCAUUCCGUGUGUUCGAGACUGUGAAAGUGGCCAAUCAGGUGUCUCGGCUGCGUCCUCAAGUCCACUCACCCCAGGUUCCGGGUUCGAGUCCUGCGUCAUUACGCUCCAGUCGAAUCAGUACGCCGCGCACCAGUUAUAAUGAAUCGGACUCUGCUAGCAUCAACUUAGAGGAUAAACACUCCCCGCCGACACACGCACAUGAGCACGGGUCAUUGGAGUUGAAGCGUUUGGGCGAGCCUGGGACACCAGGUGGGCAGGAUUUACAGGCAGCGUUGAGGUCUCUCUCAGAGCGACAGGAGAGUCACACGUCAGAGCGGCCGUUCUUCGAGGUGGAGAGAGAGAGGAAACUUCGAGCCCUCCAGACCGGAAGCAGCGGGAGUGGUGGUGGAUCCAGCGGAUUCUUAACACCCAAUGACAGCGUAGUUUCCACGGGAACCAACUACUCUGGCACCUCCGCACACUCCUCGGGUUCAGGCUCCUCACGCUCGUAUCUGCCUGAACGUCUGCAGAUUGUUAAGCCGCUGGAGGGUUCAGUCACUUUACACCAAUGGCAACAACUUGCGAAACCCAAUCUCGGAGGCAUCCUCCACCCGCGGCCAGGAGUUCUCACCAAAGACUUCAGAGAGCUGGACGUCGAUCUCCAGCAAGUGUAUAGCCUCAAUGACUUGGAGGAGGAUGAACCUGAUCCAUCUAAAUUUCCCAACUUCAUGCCCAGCACUGUGGUCACUUCAUCCGGGCCUAACAUCCCUCAGAACUCUUCCACACUCCCUGUCCCUAGCUGUCAGAUCCUUCAUCCCUCUGCUCUCCUCUCCUCAUUCUCCACCAGCGUUCGGCCCCGCAGUGUAUCCGCUUGUGGAAGCUGUGAGCACGUAAGGCCUUCACCACCCCUCCAGUGGAUCUCUGGGUCCACAACUCACCUCAACCAUACCACCAACCCCUCAUCCCUCGGCCUGCUGCAGUUGGUUUCAGAGCACGGGAUCUCAGCAUCUGCCCAAUCCAUCUUUCCUCUUACUCAAAAAGCCGUGACAGCUCAUACUCUCACCACAGCAUCAGUGGACAGACAGCAGGACUUUGGUACUAUUGCACAAAGAUACAGAGGACAGGGACAUCAGAGCAUUUUCAGCAUCAAUCUCGUGGAAAAACUCAGAAGUCUGGGCCUGUAUAAAGUAGUUGCAAGAGGCUUGAUGGAUUUUAGUAGAAAAGAGAAGCCAGACUCAAAUAGCUGAGCAUUUAUGAGGCAUCGUCUUCCUUGCGGCAUUCAGCUAAUCUAUCCUCAUUUAUUAUGGGGUCUUGUGAAAGCCAUAUCAAUUGACAGACUUUAAGUUUAAGGCUGAUUAGCGUCAAUCUCUUAUUUAAUGUUCGUGGCACUGUUUUUUUAAUCAUCUCUUCAAAAGGGAAUUGUAUUUUUGUUUACUUUUUUUUAAUGUCAUCUCUUGUAGAGAAUCCGUCUUUAAAUCACUGUUUUAAUUUAAGUAGAAAAUGUUAUUUUGUAGCAUCACUACUGAAUACUGCACUAUACUUUACAACCUCUGUUUUGCUUGCUGGCAACCAAGCAUCAGAAGAGCCUGUAGUGUACCCUGAAAUGUUUCUUGAUAGCACUUUUCUGAGCAUUCAGAUUCAGUUUAUUUCCCAGGGGAAUGCAUGGUACAUUAUGUGUGGUUAUGUACUGUACCUGCAAUGUGCACGCUGUAAAAGGAAGGACAAACUCAUUUUUGUGAUGACUGUUGGUGAUUGGGGAAACAUUAUACAGUCCUACUUUUGUACUUUUACUGUGCGUAGUUCAGCAACACCUUGAUGUGCACACACAUACACUCACCCGUGCUUAUAUACUGUAUAUUUAUCAACACAUUUUCACCAGUAAAGUUUGUAUUGUUUAUGAUUGUUUCGCCAGAAUCAGGGAUGCAGUACAUAAAUGACUAAAUUGUGAUGUCACCUUUUUUGCAGUUUAGUUCUCGAGAGCCAUAGAGAAUAGUAACUCAGUUAACUGCUACUUCUCCAUCAACAUUGUAUAUGUGGAUUUGCAAUUGGCAACCAAUCUCACAUUUGGAUGUCAUGAAAAACAUAAUAAGAUAUACAGUGUUUGCUUUUGAGGUUUUCAAAUGGCCAUGAUGAAGUAUUUUCUAAUCCAAAAUCUUAGAAAUAAUAAUAUUUAAAAAUUAAUAUAUUUAAAUGAAAGCAAACACUUCUUGUAUAAUAUGUAAAGAAUUGAUUCACAGGUUAAAUCUCUAAACAGAUGCAAUAUUGUUGUUAUUCAUUAAGUAUCCCACACUGAAGCCCUUGAACUCACUGUAUGUACAUGAACUGUUCUGGGCACUGUAAAAACUUUCGUAUUACAUGGGAAUAAACAUUUCAAUGUA
Messenger RNA from Misgurnus anguillicaudatus (oriental weatherfish), 3616 nucleotides. RefSeq names its product huntingtin associated protein 1 (gene hap1). Gene Ontology annotation, cellular component: mitochondrion; cytoplasmic vesicle; dendrite. Gene Ontology annotation, biological process: protein targeting; anterograde axonal transport of mitochondrion; neurotrophin TRK receptor signaling pathway. The record is from RefSeq and is a predicted model, not a curated record. Gene Ontology annotation, molecular function: myosin binding; signaling receptor binding. NCBI's taxonomy places the organism in Eukaryota, Metazoa, Chordata, Actinopteri, Cypriniformes, Cobitidae.